AUGACCCGCUGGCAUACACCCAUCUGCGUAUCGCCCGAUGUGGUAUUGAAUGGGGACCUCCCCAUUUGCAACACAUGCGGCGCCGUACCAGAUUUAGGUGCCAUCAGAUUAAAGCAACAGCAAACAAGUCCUCUCCCAUCGAUCCCGCCUAAUGAACCCCCGGGACAGUUUAAUCUCUACUGGCCGCUUGGUUCCCUUUACUCUCACACCAAGGCUCCCCAAGACUCCAACGCCAACAAUCAGAACGAAAAGCGACGCUCAACUAACAACUUCGAACCAUCACCAAUUUAUCAGCACCGCCUGCAGGAUCACGAGUUUCGUCUUCUGCGACUCGAAGCGGCCCCCAGCGGCAUGGGUCUUUUGCAUGUUCACCUAGAGACGCACGACCAAGAAAGAUUUCCCAUAUAUGAGACGGUCUCAUAUACGUGGGGCGGAGAAAACAACGACAACUUCCGCUGCCGGCCAGUUUUCAUCGGCCCCCAUUGGGACGUCCUUCUCCAGACGCAAAACUGCUGGGACAUGCUCAAGUUCCUUCAACCCGCGGAUGGCCUGCGGAGAAUCUGGGUUGAUGCCAUCUGCAUUAAUCAACAAGAUGAUAAGGAACGCGAAGCACAAGUUUCCAAAAUGGUUAAUAUCUACCAAGAAGCCCAGAGAGUGGUAGUUUAUCUCGGGAAUAGUUUGAUUGACUCGGCUACCCCUCAUAAAUACCCCCUCCGGCGAAAGCUCGAACACUCGAUCAUGCAAUCCAACGAUAGCGACCACCUGGUCAGGGACGGCAAACUUGACCUCAACAAUUUGCUCGCUAAGAGGUAUUUCAGUCGCCUCUGGGUUAUUCAAGAGCUUGUCGUUUCUCGACAAGUUGUCUUUCAAGUGGGCGACACCGAGUUCUGGGCCGAUGGGGCAACUGUUCCUCAGCUCAAAAGUCACGACUGGGAGAAUACAUCGGCGUCGUGGCUCGUACAUAUGGCUCAGGGAACGUCCCCAGGUAGUGACAUCUACGAUGCCAUGCGAGCAACAUGGAGUUCCAAGGCAUCUGACCCUCGAGACAAGAUCUUUGGUAUUCUAGCCCUACUCGACGACCAUCGAGAGAGGGAACUUUUCCGGCCGGAUUACUCAUUAUCCUUUUUCCACAUAUAUCUUGGAGCACUCGCCUACUCGCUGCUUGGCCAAAAGCGUGUCGAGAUCCUUUGCCAUGGAGCUGGUCGCUCCGCGCCCUAUGUCCAACCGUCGUGGAUGAUCGAUUGGAAUACCCCAAGAUGGCCAACGCUCUAUGGCCUCCAAGAUGAAGCUGAACGGGCAUUCAACUCCUGGUAUCGCCAUCGGCCUGCAGACUGGGUACGGCCAUCUAGGGAUGACCUGACUCUAGCUAAGGAAAACAUUUCAAUCCCUCCUCUUGGCCUCGAAGGCCUGAUAUUUGAACAAUACGUGUUUUCCCAGUUCAGCACUCAAUAUAAAAGUCGCUGCGGAACGAGGUUUUCUACCAACUGUCUCUUGUAUGAGCAGGAGUCAUACAACUUCACAGAUCUUGAUGAGGGGGAGGUGCAAAGACUUAAGGAGGAGAGCUGGGACAAGGGGGCUGCAGUUGAUGCUUCUACAGGGAGCUUGACGAUCAACCUGACACGUAUCUGCGAGUUCGCUGUCGUGCCCUCAAAGGUCCACACGCACGAAGGUAUGAUGAUUUUCGAGGUGCAAGGCGCCACCCCAAACAAAGUAUGGAUGUAUUUGAUCACCGACAUGCCUCUCGACCAUCUUGUUAUUCCUACGAGGGAUCACUUGUUCGUCUUGGAUCAAGGGGACGAAAAGACAUUCGUGAUUCUCAUCCUGCGGAAGCUCGACGACAGCCCAGUCUUCCGGCUGAUCGGAUGCUGCUACGGCUUAUAUUUCCGAUCGAUUGGACCAGACGAAUUGAACCUGCCAGAAGACGACCUGCUCUUUCUCUCUGACCUUCGAAAGCGCCAGCGCUUAGACCACAUUAUGAGAUGGAUCCCUGGGUGGGCAAUUUUUGAAGACCUCCGGCACCUACAGCCCGACAGUCUUAAUGAGCGUCAGCUCAGCACUCUCCUCCAUAAGCUCCUCCGUGGAUCGGGUUUAGAGUCGCUUCAAGCCUACUGUGACUGUAUCCAUCCGCGAUUUCACCCGGUUUUCAAUGGGGAACACGUCGAAAUAACUAUCCAUCUCACCAACUGGCAGUCGCUUCUUGAGAUCGGGUCUAUCGGUUGCUUGAUUGGGACUUAUGCAGAGAUAAGGCUCGAGGGGGAGAAAGAUUGGACGAGCCCGACGAGGACCAUGGACUGGCUUCGAACGGACCUGGAGUACGGAGAAUUUCGUUUUCUGGUUAGAGAUAACAAGCCCCUUCAGUUUCACUUGCGAGUGUCUCGGGACAACCUGCAUGCCUUGGUGAGCUCCAUUCCCACCAAGGCUCUAGCGGGGCUCCACUCCCGGUACAACUCGGAUGCUCGGUUCUAUAUGCCACCGAAGAGAAUCGUGGGAGAAGAGGCUGGCAUGCUGACUUGUCCUGCUUGGCCACGCUCAGUCUUGGAAGGGUUCACGAUUGACGGGAGGAUGUAUUGUGUUUGUGUCGCGUAG
Fusarium keratoplasticum is the source of this 2586-nucleotide messenger RNA. Its product is annotated as HET domain-containing protein. Bases 1 to 2586 code for a protein of 861 amino acids. The record is from RefSeq and is a predicted model, not a curated record. The transcript has a single exon. NCBI's taxonomy places the organism in Eukaryota, Fungi, Ascomycota, Sordariomycetes, Hypocreales, Nectriaceae.